CCUUUCAAUAGCCACCAACACGUUGACAGAGCACCACCUGUUGGUCGGCGGCGUAAAACUCCUCGUUCGAUAGCUGCAUUCGACUGAGCGUCUGUGUGUGCACUUGUCGAUUUGUGUAGCAUAUUUUGCGGCGCGCUUUCUUUACGUCCAUAUGGCAGAGUAGAAAUCAAGAGCCUCGGUGCGUUGCGUGUGCGUUGUUGUUCGACUUCGUCUUAAUAAGCCUAGUUUGGUCCAAACAUGUCGGACACGAAGGUAACAAGUGGUCAAGUGGCUGGUGCUCAACUAAAUGCCGCCGGCAGACGUAGCUCAUCGCCGCCAUCGCAAGGCGUUGAGAAUCGUUGCCUCAUUGCGUUAAUUGUCUACAUCGCGCUGCUGCUCGACAAUGUGCUGUUGACCGUGAUAGUCCCCAUAUUGCCCGAUUAUUUGGCCAGCUUGGAUCGGCUUUCGGAUGAGCCGUUUAGGCUCGAGGAAGGCACAUUGCCGCCGUCCGCAUCGCUGUCGCAUCAGAUGACUUAUCGCAAUGAUGAGCCACAGCAGCAGCAGCAAUUCUACAUGACCAAGCAUCCCAUACCCGGCAAAUCGAUGGUGAAUUUCACGCUCUUGCAGCUGCAGACGACGACCACAGCGAUGCCCAGCAAUCAACCGACUGGCACUAAUGCGACAGCGACAGCGGCCGCAGCCACAAACACCAGCAACAGCAACAGCUUCGGUGUCAGCGACAGCGACAGCAUAAAGGCAGUUAACCACAGCAGUGUCAACAGCAAUUUCAGUGGCCACAACAGCAAAAACAACAGCAAUAUUGGCUUGGCCAGCGAGAAUGGCUCGAUUGGUCUGUUGUUGGCCAUGAAAGCGUUGGUUCAAUUGAUUUUCAAUCCCAUUGUUGGCAAUAUGUCAAGCAAGUGUGGUUACCGCCUGCCCAUCAUGGUGGGCACCUGCUUCCUCUUGCUCUCCUCGCUGGUUUUUGCCGUCGCUGAGUCUUAUUGGACCCUGUUGUUGGCCCGUGCCAUCCAGGGUGUUGGCUCCGCCUGCAUCGGUGUCUGUGGCAUGAGUCUGGUGGCCCAGCACUAUCCGGAGGAGGCACGUCGCUCCAAGGUCAUGGGCAUCAUCCUGGGUAGCAUUGCGCUGGGCGUUCUUCUUGGCUAUCCCUUUGGUGGCAUCCUCUAUGACCUGGUGGGAAAAUCGGCGCCCUUCAUCAUACUGUCGACCGUUAUCUUUCUGAAUCUCGGCCUGCAGCUGCUCACCAUGGAUCUUUCCGUGCAGUCGGAGGUCGUUGUUGUCAAGCAGGAGACCAAAUGGCGACCGCUGCUCGAAUGCAAAAUGAUCUUGGCCAUUGUCAUUGCCAUCUGGAUGUCCACAUCUACAAUGGCCAUAUUGGAGCCCUGCUUGCCCAUCUGGCUGAUACAGUAUCUGCAGCCAAAUAAGUGGCAACUAGGCACGGUCUUCAUACCAGACUCUGUGGGCUAUUUUGUGGGCACCAAUUUCUUUGGCAGCAUCGCAUAUCGCUAUGGCCAAGUGAAGAUCUCCUGCAUCAGUCUGCUGCUAGUCGGCAUUGCCUCUAUUCUGAUUCCCAGCGCCACAACAGUUGCCCAGCUGCUAUUGCCACACUUUGCUUUGGGCCUGGGCAUUGGUGUCAUUGAUGCUGCACUUGUUCCACUACUCGCAACCUUUGUGGAUGCCACAUUAGCGCAAGAGGAAGGCGGAGAGACAAACAAUUCCAUGUCCAGCUAUGGCACAGUCUAUGCUAUCCAACAGACUUCAGUUAGCCUGGCUUACUGUCUGGCUCCCUUAAUUGGCGGCGAAUUGGCGCAAUCAUUUGGCUUUGCCUGGCUCAUGCGCAUUGUGGGCAUCCUAAACAUUAUCUAUGGCCCAGUUUUGGUCUAUUUAUAUCAAAAAUACGAUCCCAAAAGCUUAAGAGAGCAUCAAAAUGAUCUGCUGAUGCAGUCCAGUGGUCGUGGAUCGCGUUAUAAACAGCUCUACAACUCCAUGGACUUGGAGUAAUCACAGUACCA
Messenger RNA from Drosophila sulfurigaster albostrigata, 2009 nucleotides. RefSeq names its product synaptic vesicular amine transporter (gene prt). Bases 238 to 1998 code for a protein of 586 amino acids. The record is from RefSeq and is a predicted model, not a curated record. Gene Ontology annotation, molecular function: serotonin:sodium:chloride symporter activity. The transcript has 6 exons. Gene Ontology annotation, biological process: aminergic neurotransmitter loading into synaptic vesicle; transmembrane transport. NCBI's taxonomy places the organism in Eukaryota, Metazoa, Arthropoda, Insecta, Diptera, Drosophilidae. Gene Ontology annotation, cellular component: terminal bouton; synaptic vesicle membrane.